GCUAGGUAAGAAUACAGUGUUGGUUUCGCAGUCGCUGCGUCUCGCUCUCGCGCGCGUAUCGCAAGUCAGUUGCCGAAAAUGAGGCAACAGUGUAGCUUACAGCCUUGGCGCGUGACGUCGCCUUAAGUAGCGCGUUCUAUUUGACAGUUUCGAAUUUUAAAUUUCGAACGACAUUCAUUUUUAUUUUUAAUCUGUUUUCAAACCAGCCAGCUCUCUUUGUAAGAUGCAAUAGUGUUUCGUUUCGGGUUGUUUGUUAGUGUUGAUUGGACGUUGUGAAGGGAUGGAGAUGUCGUUGCCCAACGGAGUGGAUGUGUCGCAGCUGGUCCAGCAUCCAGUGCUGGCCGCGCUGCCGCCCUUCUUCCUGCGCGCCUCCGAGAGAUAUCAGCGGACGCCGAAGUGUGCGCGGUGCCGCAACCACGGCGUGGUCUCCGCGCUGAAGGGGCACAAGCGGUACUGCCGGUGGCGGGACUGUGUGUGUGCCAAGUGCACGCUGAUCGCUGAGCGGCAGAGGGUCAUGGCUGCACAGGUGGCGCUGCGGAGGCAGCAGGCUCAAGAGGAGAACGAGGCUCGAGAGCUGAACCUCCUGUAUGCCGGCCCGCCCGCUGCGCCCAACCACCACUAUGAGAUGAACGACGACUCUCCAGUUCAGAAGCGCGCUCGCAUCACCGAGGUCUGCCCCAGCCCGUCGCCUGAGCAGCCUCCGGAGUCGAAGACCCCCGGCCCCUCGCCCCCCCUCGCCUCCCCGCCCCCCGCCAGCCCCUCCGACCACGAGCUCAACGUGGAAGAAGAACUCGAAGACCAAUCAGAAGCCUCCAAUCUUACCCCAGAAAACUUGUCUAUGAAGGAACCCCGAGUCGAAGAGAUCAAGAAAGAAGAGGAGGAGAAGUGGGUGGAAAACCCAGAGUUUAAAUACAAGAUGUUCAACCGACGCGAGAGAAAGGAUAAGAAUGACACACCGUCUCUUUCUCGCGAUGAUAUCCAAGCUGAGGACAUGACGACGCCGCCGCCGUUCCAGAAGUCCCCAGUUGAUGUGCUAAUCAAGGUGUUUCCUAGACGAAGCCGCACUGACAUUGAAGCCACAUUGUCCCGAUGCAAGGGAGACGUGGUGGCAGCCAUGGAGAUGAUGAUAUCCGGCGCCGACCAAGCACCAAACCCUUACCCCAUAACUCAAGAGUCACCACCGUAUUUACAAAACCAGUACCAGUCGAAAUCCGCUUUCUCCCCGCUGUCCAACCAGAGCUUCAAGUUCUCGCCUUCUAGAAGGUUCCUGACGCCUCCCUACAGCGGCACUGGGUACUUGCCGACGGUCAUCCGUCCUCCUCCGGAGUACCUAUCCUCGUUCCUUCCUCCAUCAGAGCUGAUGUACGGCCGGCAGAUGCAGCCGAGUCCAGGAACCUCGCCCAGGUCUGACAACACCAAUAAUGAAGGGUUCUCUGAUUAGGGGUGCGGUGCACACUGGACUGUGUUGUAAAGAGGUUCAGUGCAUAGAUUUUGGCGAAUGGAUAAAGCUAGUUGGGAGUAGGGUCAUGGUCAGUUGCCAACAAAACUGUUUUGACUUUGUAAACUGUCUAUACUAGAGUCACUAUAAUAAGCCAAUAAUGACAACAGCAUGCAAAAUUGUAAAACAUAAUUAUGUAGAAUCCAAAAGGCACACUGUAUAAG
Messenger RNA from Plutella xylostella (diamondback moth), 1662 nucleotides. NCBI's taxonomy places the organism in Eukaryota, Metazoa, Arthropoda, Insecta, Lepidoptera, Plutellidae. The record is from RefSeq and is a predicted model, not a curated record.